CGAGAGAGCGUUCGACUCGAGCUUGAAUCCUUUUUGUUGACAACAAACGCAAGUUGCCAUUACAUUCAACUGUACUGAUACACAGUACAUGUCACACCGGAUCUAAGACAAAGGCCUGGAUCUAGAAGACUCGUCUAGUGAUACGUCUAUCGGAAAUUGGCUAGACUCUGCACUGCAUGUGUUUUGCUACAACUAUGAAUGCAAAUCCCAUCGUCAACCGUGAAAGAAGUGCAUCAACGGAUGAGAACGGAAGAGAAAAUUCUACAGCAAAAGCCUGCAGACUAGGCUAUUGUUCAAAGCAUCUCGUACUAGUAGUACAUGGCAUUGGUCACGGUCUCGACAAAGAUGCCAACAUGGAUAAAACUCUGAAGUUGCAAGAUGCGCUUCAAAAAGCAAGGAAAAACAAAAGAAUGAAGGAAGAAGAGUACGUAAUGGAGAUUCGAGCUGUAGAUUGGCGAAAUAAACUACCAUUGGAAGACGAAGCUUUGCAGAAAUGUGCUAUUGGUGAGAAAAUUCCAUAUUUAAGAGACGCAGUAAACCUUGGAUUGAGUGACGUCCUCUACUAUCAAGAUCCUGUUCAUGCCAAAUCAAUUGUCACUCAAGUUUCGCGUGAGAUGAACAUGCAGUACAAAGAAUUUCUUGACGAAGAGAAGCUGACGUCUUGUCCAGUGUCAGUGUUAGCUCAUUCUCUGGGGAGUGUCAUUGUCUAUGACAUCUUGACGGCUCAGUCUGAUGACUUUCCAUGUCAACUGAGAGGAUCAGCACCAACACCAGUUGCUAGUGACAAGUUACAAUUUACAGUUGACAAUUUUUUUGCCAUUGGUUCUCCUCUUGGAUUGUUCUUGACGAUCAGAGGUGUUGCUACCGACCGUUAUUGUAAAAGAAAUGGCGUCGAGUCACGUGUGUUCUCCUCGAUUCCGCGGACAGUCUGCAGACAUAUGCACAACAUCUUUCAUCCCGAAGAUGCCAUAGCUUACAAGUGGGAUACCUUGGAACCAACUCAGGAUACAACAGACAAUCCAGGAAUGGAUUCUGAAGGAUAUGACAUUAAGCUGGCUGAAACCCAAGAAAGUCUUCUAGAGAAAGUGGGAAAAGUACUCCCCCGCGAUGCACCGAAAUUGCUAGAUCUCGCAAGAGCUCGGAAAGCUUCCAAGUUCUACUGGAAGUCGACAAAACUUAUGGAGACGGUCUUGGAUAAAGUCUUCGAUAUAAAGUGAACACACUAACACCCAUAAACAAAUUGUCAAUUUGCUUCCAAAAAGAUAGACUGCACUGCGAUUGUUUAAUAGUUGCUAUGCACGAUGUAGCUCAAGCUAGAAAUGCCGUUGCAAUCGAUAGUGAUAGCAUUGCUGUCUGCGAAGAUGAUCUGUCUUGUUUGUUUGACGGAGUAGAUCCUGUCCAAUACUCAGAA
Molecule: messenger RNA, 1411 nt
Organism: Corticium candelabrum
Lineage: Eukaryota; Metazoa; Porifera; Homoscleromorpha; Homosclerophorida; Plakinidae
Exons: 9
Coding region: 177-1217 (346 amino acids)
Cellular component (GO): cytoplasm
Molecular function (GO): glycerophospholipase activity; metal ion binding
Source: RefSeq, a predicted model, not a curated record